Molecule: messenger RNA, 829 nt
Organism: Drosophila montana
Lineage: Eukaryota; Metazoa; Arthropoda; Insecta; Diptera; Drosophilidae
Product: farnesol dehydrogenase
Exons: 2
Coding region: 71-823 (250 amino acids)
Source: RefSeq, a predicted model, not a curated record
AAUCAUUUGUCGACGAGACGUCUUACGCAGCUUAUGGACUUUAGCUUGAAUAGUAAUUAUUUUGUUGAAUAUGGAUCGCUGGAGAAAUCGCGUCGCUGUUGUCACUGGCGCCAGCUCGGGCAUUGGUGCCGAAUGUUGCAAGGAUCUGGUUGCAAGGGGCAUGAUUGCUGUGGGCCUGGCACGUCGUCUGGAUCGACUAGAGCAGCUAAAGGCAUCUCUGCCUGCUGAACAGGCUGCACACUUUUAUGGCCGCCAGUGUGACGUGAGUGUUGAGCAACAGGUGAUUGAUUCGUUUGCCUGGAUCGAUGAGACUCUCGGCGGUGCGGAUGUGCUAGUGAAUAAUGCGGGCAUUGUGCGCCGCGUGCACAUAGUCGACGAGGGAAACAGCGCCGAUCUGCGGGAUAUAUUAAAUACCAACGUAUUGGGCGUUACCUGGUGCACACGCGAGGCCUUUCACUCGAUGCAGCGACGUCGGAUAAACGAUGGGCAUGUGCUUAUUAUCAAUAGUGUUGCCGGGCACGGAGUGCCCAUGAAUCCUGGCUUUAGCUUCAACAUGUAUGCACCUUCGAAGCAUGCUGUCACUGCACUGAGCGAGUUUCUACGCCAGGAGUUCCUGAAUAAGGGCACCAUGACUAAGAUUACAAGCAUCAGUCCAGGCAUUGUUGAUACGGAAAUUUUUGACAAAAACUCACCGGAAGUGCUGGCUAAAAUGCCCAUGUUGCGACCCGAGAAUGUGGCCGAUGCGGUCGCCUACUGCAUCCAGACGCCGCCCAACGUUCAGAUUCAUGAGCUGAUUAUCAAGCCCGUUGGAGAAAGAUUCUAGUAUUCC